Helianthus annuus (common sunflower) is the source of this 1193-nucleotide messenger RNA. Its product is annotated as AB hydrolase superfamily protein YfhM. The transcript has 4 exons. NCBI's taxonomy places the organism in Eukaryota, Viridiplantae, Streptophyta, Magnoliopsida, Asterales, Asteraceae. The coding region runs from base 45 to 983 and encodes 312 amino acids. The record is from RefSeq and is a predicted model, not a curated record. Gene Ontology annotation, molecular function: hydrolase activity.
UUAAAACCACCAUUGAAGACAUAACCAAAGUAACUAAACCAGCAAUGGAUCAAAUUGUGCACAAAUUCGUACAAGUCAACGGAGUGAAGCUUCACUUAGCUGAAAUCGGCAACGAGUCAUCACCGGCGGUGGUGUUCGUGCACGGUUUCCCGGAAAUAUGGUACAGUUGGCGCCACCAGAUGAUCUCCGUCGCCGCUGCGGGUUUCAGAGCUAUCGCUCUCGAUUGCCGAGGCUACGGCCUCUCAGAUCCACCUCCAGAUAUCAACAAAUUUGGAUUCUCGGAUAUCGUCGAGGAUAUUCUCGCAAUCAUUGAUUCGCUCGCCAUUAAUAAGAUUUUCAUAGUUGCGAAAGACGCUGGGGUAAGACCAGCUUAUGUGUUUACGCUCCGGUAUCCAACGAGGGUGACCGGAGUUAUAGCGCUCGGAAUACCGCAUACGCCGUUCGGGAGCCCGAGGUAUCUCACUGAGCUGCCGGAAGGUUUCUACAUCAAUAGAUGGAGGGAACCUGGAAGAGCUGAAGCUGAUUUUGGGCGACUUGACGUGAAAACCGUUGUACGAAACAUCUACAUCUUGUUUUCCAGAAGUGAACUUCCGAUCGCCAGUGAAAACCAAGAGAUUAUGGAUAUUGUUGAUGCAUCAACCCCCUUACCUUCGUGGUUCACGGAGGAGGAUCUUUCGGCCUACGCAGCUCUAUACGAGAAAUCUGGUUUUCAUAAUUCGCUCAAAGUUCCUUACAGGGUGAUUGAAGAAGAAUACGGCAUUGAAGAUCCUGUAAUCAAGAAUCCGAUGUUACUGAUCGUAGGGGAGAAGGAUUAUUUCUUGAAGUUUACAGGAGUCGAAGAUUUCAUAAGGAGCGGAAUGGUUAAACAGUUUGCAUCCGAUUUGGAGGUGGAGUAUCUGCCUGAAGGGGGCCAUUUCGUUCAAGAACAGUUUCCGGAGAAGGUAAACCCGCUAAUAAUCGUGUUCCUCCGUAAGCAUUGUUGAUCAUAAUCCGAUGGGAGAUCCGAUAGGUGGAAGUUUGGGUUCGUUUCGUUUGAAUAAUGUAGGAUUGAUAUCAAAGCUACCUAUGUAUUGUGAGUUGUUUCAUUUAUGAUGUUAUUUAGUACUAUGUGUUCUUUGGUAUGUUCUUUGAUUGAAUUGUGAAUCAAAUUGUCCCCUUGACAUAAAAAAUAUUCAUUUGUUUGAUGAAUGUUA